Carya illinoinensis is the source of this 2408-nucleotide messenger RNA. RefSeq names its product putative pentatricopeptide repeat-containing protein At1g02420. Bases 232 to 1767 code for a protein of 511 amino acids. The record is from RefSeq and is a predicted model, not a curated record. Gene Ontology annotation, molecular function: protein binding. NCBI's taxonomy places the organism in Eukaryota, Viridiplantae, Streptophyta, Magnoliopsida, Fagales, Juglandaceae. The transcript is spliced from 2 exons.
CCCAAACCUAGGUCCAACGGUACCUUUCUGAUCAGUGCGAGCGAGCGAGCGUGCAAGUCUGGCGUCUGCGUCUUGCUCACCGUGAAUCGAGCUUCUGAGUGAGUUUUGCUUAGUUCGCGAAAUCCACUUCUGGGCCUCUCUUAUUUGUACGGAAUCCCUCUUAUAUCUCACCCAAAUCAGAGAAUAAUACAAAGAAAAGGAAAGCAAAUUUAUUUAUUGGCACAGCUGAGGAUGAUAAUGAUUAUUCCUAGGUGCCUCUCCUUUCAACUGCAAUUCAGGUAUGCUCCCACACACCCAUUACUCUCUCGGCUGUUUUGCUCCGAAAACCAAUCCCUUAACGACGACGUUGAGAGGGUCUUUCGUGUGAUCAAUAGCUCUACCUCUUCAAAAAACUUGCAGCAGUCGUUGAAAUCUUGUGGGGUUUUCCUCUCUAACGAUUUGAUUGAUAAGGUCCUGAAAAGGGUCAGGUUCAGCCAUGGAAGCCCAAUCCAUGCCUUGGAAUUUUUCAAUUAUACUGGUAAUAGAAGAGGGUUUUAUCACAGUGCUUUUUCGUUGGAUACAAUGCUUUAUAUACUGGGUAGAAGCCGAAUGUUUGAUAAAAUUUGGGAUGUUUUAAUUGAAAUGCGGCAAAAGGAUCGAUCUUUGAUAUCCCCGCGUACUGUCAUGGUGGUUUUAGCCAGAGUUGCUAAGGUAUGUUCCGUUAGGCAGACUGUGGAGUCUUUUAGAAGGUUCAAGAAGCUCGUACCCGAAUUUGAUACUGGUUGCUUUAAUGCGCUUUUAAGGACUUUGUGUCAAGAGAAGAGUAUGGCGGAUGCGAGGAAUGUUUAUCAUAGUUUGAAGCACGAGUUUAGACCAAAUGUGCAGACUUUUAAUAUAUUGUUGUCAGGGUGGAAGUCCACGGAGGAGGCGGAAGGGUUCUUUGGAGAGAUGAGGGAAAUUGGUGUGAUACCAGAUGUUGUUUCGUAUAAUUGUUUGGUUGAUGUGUAUUGCAAGGGGAGAGAAGUGGACAAGGCUUAUAAUGUGGUUGAGAAGAUGCGAAGUGAGGAUAUAACACCGGAUGUGAUCACAUACACAAGUCUUAUUGGAGGAUUGGGGUUGAUUGGUCAGCCCGAUAAGGCUAAAGAGGUUUUGAAGGAAAUGAAGGAAUAUGGGUGUUACCCGGAUGUUGCAGCCUAUAAUGCUGCUAUAAGGAAUUAUUGUAUUGCAAAGAGGCUUGGCGAAGCCUAUAAAUUAAUGGAUGAGAUGAUAUAUAAGGGUUUAAAUCCAAAUUCAACUACAUACAAUUUGUUCUUCAGAGUUUUCUACUGGUCAAAUGAUUUGCCAAGUUCAUGGAAAUUGUACCAGAGGAUGAUGGAUACCGGAUGUUUGCCAAAUACGCAGUCUUGCAUGUUCCUAAUUAGGUUGUUUAAGAGGCAGGAAAAGGUCGAGAUGGCACUACGGUUGUGGGAUGACAUGGUGGAGAAGGGUUUUGGGUCAUAUAUCUUGGUAUCUGAUGUAUUGUUUGAUUUGCUAUGUGAUAUGGGAAAGUUGGUGGAAGCAGAAAGGUGUUUUAUGCAGAUGGUAGAGAAGGGGCACAAGCCAAGCCUGGUUUCUUUCAAAAGGAUCAAGGUGCUCAUGGAACUUGCAAACAAGCAUGAAGCCCUGCAGAAUUUGUCAGAGAAAAUGGCCAUUUUUGGGCGUUUGAUCCAUGUUCCUAAAUGUGUAGACAGCGCAACAGAGACAUUAGAUUCGGACUUACUUCCAGUGAACCGUAUACUUAAAAACUGACGCAGCAGAAGUUGUUGUCCUGAGCCCUAUUAACCAUUUUGAAUUCUGAAUUAUGCAAAACCAAAUGUAAAGUUUCUGCAAUUUAUCUGACUUUGGGAUCGUGGACCUCUUCUGUGUCUCUUUGGAUCACUGACUCGAAGCAUUCCCAUGCAGAGAACAAAGCACAUGCCAAAAGGCAGCAAACAUCCCUUAAACUUAUCAGAUUCAGAAAACAGGGAUCCUGGCCUGAGAUUAACUCGUAAUAUUUUCAUGAGUAGGGUUUAAACACAGGACACUUCACCGGAGGCAAGGGAGUUUCAUGUGGAGACCAUGUUUGGGGAGUUGGCUUGUAAAAAUCCGUGUCAAGAAGUGCGCAGCUCUACAACCUUCAGCGUAUACCUGAUUUAAUGGGAGACCUGCCUCUCGCGUAUGAGUAAUCUACAAAUGGGAGUAGACAUCAAGGAAUUUUCUGGUUUAAGCGUUCAGCUGUUGAAAGCUUGUCCUAAUUUCUAUUCAAAACAGCAGUUUUCUUAAGUGAGAUGAUCACCUUACCUCGUUUGUAUAUUUUUGAUGCCGAAGCUCCCAUUAGUCUGUUAAAUGUAUUGCUGUGUUUUCUAUUAUCAUGAACUUAGAAGGUGUAGUAGUGCCCAAUUUUCUUCCUA